This is a messenger RNA of Colletotrichum karsti, 1029 nucleotides long. RefSeq names its product trihydroxytoluene oxygenase. NCBI's taxonomy places the organism in Eukaryota, Fungi, Ascomycota, Sordariomycetes, Glomerellales, Glomerellaceae. Gene Ontology annotation, biological process: L-methylmalonyl-CoA metabolic process. The coding region runs from base 1 to 1029 and encodes 342 amino acids. The record is from RefSeq and is a predicted model, not a curated record. Gene Ontology annotation, cellular component: mitochondrion. The transcript is spliced from 3 exons. Gene Ontology annotation, molecular function: methylmalonyl-CoA epimerase activity.
AUGGACCCCAGAAUCCUUCUUGAUCGAUUGUCGCAUGUGCGAUACGGUCACCCCGAUCUGCAGAAAGCUAAGGAGUUCUUCAUCGACUUCGGCCUGACGCCUGUGCACGAGACGGAAACCAAAAUUUACUUCCGUGGUUUUGGUAUUGAUCAAUUUUGUUACGUGGCGGAGAAGACCAGCGAUGGGAAGAGAAAGUUCAGAGGAGGGGCCUGGAUUGUGCAGUCUAUGUCUGAGCUGGAGAAAGCGGCCAGGCUUCCGGGAUCCACGCCCAUAACUGAUUACGAUGCCCCAGGCGGAGGGAAAGUGGUGAUCUUGAAGGAUCUUGUUGGGGAGGAGAUCACUCUCAUUUACGGGCAGCAGGACCGGGUCCCAGAGCCAAGGGAGGUACCAAAACCGGUGAUGUGGAACACUUGGGAAGACAAGCGACGGCUCGGAGAGUUCCAGCGACCGGACAGGGACCAGCCGUCGAAGGUCCACAAGCUAGGUCACUACGGGUUCGAAGUGAAUGUCGAUAGACUUCACGAAGUGUUCGACUGGUACAGCAAAACCUUCAACCUCAAGAAGACGGACUGCCUGUACCACCCCCAAAACAACAAGACGAUCAUGAUUUUCAUCCACCUCGACAAGGGCAAAGAGUUUGUAGACCAUCAUAACAUCUUCAUCGCAGGAUCUCCAGAGGUCACCGACGGAAUCAAAGCGCACCACAGCAGCUUCGAAGUUGAUGAUGUCGAUAGUCAAGUGGUUGGACAUCACUAUCUCAUUCGCCAAGGCCAUAUCAACGUCUUUGGCGUCGGACGACAUGUUCUUGGCAGUCAGAUCUUUGAUUAUUGGUUUGAUCCUUCUGGGUUUGUAGUUGAACAUUAUGUUGAUGGGGACUUGGUCAAUGAGGAUUCCAAACACAGCAAUGAACCGGCGGUUGCGGCCACGGUCUCGAGCUGGGGCCCAGAUAUCCCGCGUGCCUUUUUCACAAAGAAGUAUGAGGACCUUCCAGGUCUGAAGAACGCUCCCGAGAUGCCAAUUGAGGCGUGA